AUGUGCGUGCUAAUUAAUUGUUUUUAUUACUAAUCGUGAAAAUCACUUUUAAGGAGCGAAAGUUAUAGAUUUAAGAUUUUACGGUUCGCCUCAAAUCACGUGAGGUUGAGGUAGCUGUCAAAACAACAACACAAAAAGGUUAAAAAGUGUACUUAAACCAGAGUGAGUCAGAUGAUUUAAUUGCAUUAUGAGAUUUCCAUAUCAUCAAAUAGAGGAAGAUUCAAUAGAAACCGUGGGAAACAUCCAGACACGGAGGGCAUCCAAUGAGGAAAUGGCAGAAAAUGAUGGAACAUUUUCUCCAUCCAAACCUCUUCUUCCGUACUGGCCAUUCUGGUGUGGAUGUUGUCAGAUAGCCAUAGGAUUCCUAAGUGCUUGUUUUGGUGCAGUGCAGGCUUUUGUCAUUCCGUUUGUGAUCAGUGUAUAUGCAGAGAUUGGACUGUACAGAUUGAACUCCUACGGUGCCGCAAUCUGGUCAGGACUUGUGCUGGUUGUAUCUGGAAGCUGUGCUGUCAGAGCAUCAAAGAUACGAGAUUUAACUUCGGUCAUACAGUUCUAUGUGACAACAUUUUUCAGUUUUCUCACAUGUCUGGCCAUGGUCAUACUUAUGAUGUGGUGUUAUGUUGAGAUACCAGUGAUUGAUUCGUCAUUGUGCAAUGAAAUGUAUCAUUUCCCAAAAGAAGAUUGUGUGGAUAUUCUGUAUAAGAUACACAAAUACUCAGUGAUUUCCCUGCUGUCUGCUGUAUGUAGCUUAGUUGGUUGUUUAUUACUCUUCCUCUCCACAACAAACUACUUUUGUCCUGUCAUGUUUGGUGAAAUACACUUAUUUAAGAAGCUUGGUGUUUGCUGGCUGCCAUGUUUUUUUUACCUGCCACCUAAGGAUGUUCUCAAGCCUUACAAACAGGAACAGAAUGUCAAAGUUUAAUUUUUAUGCAUGCAACUGAAGACUGACAAAGUAAAUACUCCCCUUCUAUGCUUGAUUCAGUCUACAACAGGUCUAGUGAUGAUUCUUCUCUCAAUGUUAUAGUUUGACAGUUCUGUUUAGUUUAGUACAUCGUUAACUGUCCAUACAACACAUUAUUUGCUGCUUAGUUAAUUUAUAAAACUGUAAUUAACAUAAUCUGAAGUGUUCAAAAUGGUUUUGAUAUUUAAUCCACACACUGACUUAUUUUCUGAACUUUAAUUUUGCUAAGCACCUGGUGCUAAGGGACCUCCAAUCGAGUUUGAGAUUUUGUGAAAAAUAAAACAGCAAAGUACUUCUGAAUUUUUAGAAUUACCUUAAAAGUAGGAUGGGAUUUUCUAAUUACCAACAACAGUUGGUGUCGUAUAGUUUUCUCAGCAUUCAGACCAUUUUUAUUAGAUAUACAGUCAAAUUGUUUGCUCAAACUUGGUUAAUUUUUACACCACCCUUCUCUCAAACUUGUUGUCAGGUCCUGGCAAAAUCCCUGUCCAUUGGCUCAAACUACUGAUAAUUCGUACCAAUUUUGCUGUUCCCAUCAAGUUUGAGUGAACGAACUUUGUUUGUAUACUGUUCCCAUCGAGUUUGAGUGAACGAUGUUCGUCUGUAUGUAUGCAUCUGUGAGGCAUUGUCAGCACAUGGUUGUUACAGUGUGUACAUGACGAAGUGUAUAUAUUCAAUUAUCAGCUAGUUGUCAGUGUUGUUAAUGCCUAUUUACAGCAUUGGUAGUCAUCAAGUUUUUUGAGAACUAUGAGGUAAAUGUAUCGCACAGGGAGUAUUAACAUUCUUAUUUCUUGUUAAUUAAUAAAUGUAUACCCCGUAAAUCAGUGACGUUGUUUUAUCACAUAGGGAGAAUUGACAAUCUUAUUUCUUGUUAUUUAAUAAAGGUGUAUACUCACUAAAUCAAUGAAAGUGCAGGGAGUUUUGACAAUCUUAUCUCUUGUUAAUCAGUUAUUAAAGGUGUUUACCCAGUAAUUAUUUGUUAUUGUUUUCGUAAGAGCAUGAAAAAAACAUUAGCACUUAGAGCACCUGUUAUCAUUUAUUAAUUGGCAAUAUGUUAAUAUUGAAAUGAUUUUAAUGGCAAUUAAUUAUAUUUUAAUAAUGGUUGAUCUUUGAACUCAGCAGUCUAAAGCAUCAAAUGACAUGUUGGUUACAUUUCCAUUCCUAAAUGAAUCUAAGAAAUCUCUAAUAUAUCCUAAAUGCCUAUUACCAUGGUUACAGCUUCUUAUUGACAAUCCACAUAACAAAUCAACAUAUAGUAUGAUAUUCUGUUGCCAUUAGAUUGGUUGUGUUUCAAAUUAUUUCGAAUAAUCAAUACAGCUCAGCCAUUUCUUCUUUUUUGGUACUUCUUUUGUAUGUUUCAUUUAAAAAUCUGAUAGUUCAUAGUGUACUUAUUUAAGAGGAUUUUCUUUUAAAAUAAGAUUGAAAAUAGACUUGUUGAUAUGUACAUUACAAAGAAAUGACAUACACAUAUAUUUUUUAUUUUAUUAGUAAAUGUUUUAAAACAUCUAUGUGUGCUUCAUAACUCAAAUAUGUGAAUUAUUGUAUGAUGCACUUGACAUAGAAGUAAUACAAAGGUUUCAUGAGCAUAAUAAUAGUAUAAUGCAGUCUAUAAUAUAUAUCUGGGUCAUAUACUUUGUAAUGUAUGUAUUCAUAGAUGUAUGUAUACAUUACUGUAUAUACAUGUAUGUUCUGAAAUUUUUGCUAUACGUAUGCAUAUAUGUAUGAUUGUAUAUUAUGAAUUUUUGUAGAUAAAGAAGUUACCAAAAAAAAAUAAAGCAGCCUGUACAUGGUCUUCACUCUUUUCUAUUCCUCUAUUCAGUCUGUAAAUUUUCAAUAAACACCCCUUCGAAUAAUAAAUGGCAUUGCCCAAAUGGAAUGAUUGACCAGUCCACUUUAGAAAUUUAGUAGGGUAAAGGUUAAAAAUACAUGCUAGUACAAGUUGAAAAUACUUGAAUGAAAUACAGACUGUUAAUUGCCUUUUCAAAUUUUUAUUAUGUUGCAUUCAGUUUGUAAAUGUUUUUGAUACAUAACAAUACUAAGUGUUUACUUGCAAAGUAAGGUUUUCUUGUAUUUUAUUAUCAUAUGGCAGGGAAAACUGCAGGAUAAACCGUCCCUUGAAAUUGCAGGUUUUGCGAUAAUGAUAGAGGGCAUGAACAAAUUAUUUUCUUGUGAAAGAUGGGACUGGAUUGUAAAUUUUUGUGAUAAUUUAUAUUGGUGGGUUGUAAAUGUAUGAGAUUUGAACUUUGUUGAAAGUUACUGAAAAAAUUUUCAUGCUUAUACAUGCUAAUUUUGUAGUUUUACCUCAGAAAAUGUUUUUAAUAUCAUGAUGACCCUAAUAUUAUACACUUGAGUUGUUCCAUAUGCUUACAACUACUACCUUCAGUUAGUUUGAGGUCUUGCUAUUUAAUAUCUGUGUUAUUGAAACGUUUGAUGAUGACAAUGAUUAUGUUGAGGAUGAAUGUAUGAAAUCAGAAAGGUUGAAAUGCUUAUGUUAAAAUAUAACUAUUAAUUGGUUGAGCAGUUGAUCAACACUUCUUGCUGUAAUAUUUGUAAUAUUAUUAUUGUAAAUCUUCUUAUUAUUCGUCUAGAAAAUGAAUGUUUUGUGUAGGAUAAUUCGUCCUAAAUAACUAUGUAUGGGAGUUAUACUGAAUUUUAAGCCACUUUUUGAAUGUGGGACUUUUCGCUUCUUGCAUCACAUGUUAUAAGAUUUGUUGUUGAAUAAUUUUUUAAGUAUGCUCCAUUUCAUUUAAUUGAAUUUUACUGAAGAAGCACUUUUGGGGGGAAUUAUGUCUCCCACCACACAGUAGUAUGGGAGACAUGUUGAUUAACUCCUGUCUGUGUGUCCGUGUGUGUGUGCCUGUCACAAAUCUUGUCCGCGCUCUAAGUCGAACAUUUCUCAUUUGAUCUUCAUCAAACUUGAACAAAAUGUGUUUGCCAGUAAGUCCUUGGCCAAGUUCAAUAACUAGCCAAAUCGGCUAAAGGCACUUCAGAAUUAUGGCCCUUGAAUUACCGAAAAUCACUCUGUACACAGAUGCCAGUGAUACAUGUAUUGGUGCAUGGUUGACUCAGAUACAUAACUAUUCAGAUGAUUAGGCAGUUGUGAGAGACAUGAGCUUUUCUCAAAAGGAGCUCUAGUUUCUUGAUAUAUUUUUUCGGAAUAUUAAUUGUAACUUGGAAGUAUAACAAAGUGUAACUUCUGAAUGAUAGAAAUGAUGAGCAACUUUUAGUUAGACUAAGAUAACCCUGAUCAAAACAUUGUUUAUUCUUAAGCUUUAGUUACUUUAAGCCAAACCUCAUAGUUUUACUGAUACUUAGUUCUGAAAAAUAUGAAAAUACUAAAGACUAGUCAGUUUGUAUAUUAUCAUCACUCAGUCAAAAUUUAAGGAAAAUCAAUCAGUUUGUUACAAAAUGAUACGUAUAUGUCAAGUUCAUAUGCAGAUUAGUUUUGGUUUGAAAUCAUGGUCGAUGAAAAUCACAAGUGGACAAAAAAAAAAAAAAGCUGCAAAACUUUAAUGAAAAAUAUAAAGAUUUUUUAUCAGUCUUAUAUUAAAUACAGUCAAACUUUUUGUUCACUCAAACUCGUAUAAUUUGAGCGACAGUCUUCGCUUGAACUCAUUUUCAGGUCCUGGCAAAAUCCUUAUAUAACGUCAAAUCUGAACAAAUUUUACCAGUCCGUUCGAGAGAACAAAGUUUGACUGCAUUGAUAAUGAUACAUGUUCAUUUGGCACUGUUGUAUGUUUACCUAGCAUGUGUUAACUCUGACCUCUGGGUAUUACAAGGUUUGGACUUGCCUUAAUAUUACUGUGAUCCCGUAUCAAUUUUAGUCAAUAUUUACAUGUUUUUCGAUAAAAUAAAGAGCUUUAGCUUAUUUCCAGCAAGUGCUUGUAUCAUAUAUGAUGGAAUGGUACGUUGUAAUAUGUUAUUUAAACUAUGAAAUGUCGCAUUAGUACCAUUAGUAUGUGAUUGAACAUUAUGUUUGUUGUAUGAGUGUUAAAUUAUGAAGUUAUAGCUGUUGUUCUUAUAUUAUACGCUUGUUGUUGAAUUCAACUCUCCUAAAUAAAUGUCAUAACAGCAACUUUUUCAGAUUUUUGAUAGAAUUUUAAAUGUCUUUUUCUCAAAGCUACCUUUGAUAUACAGUUAUUGAUUUUCACCUUUUAUAAUUGCAUUUCUAAGACUGAAUAUGUUUGUUUUUCAAAAAGAAUAUUUGUCUGUCCUUCAGAAAUAUAAAAAAUAAAACAUUUUGCAUUGGUUUCACAUGUUUUUAUAUCAGUUUUCACUUCAUUUAUUUCUGCAUGUGUUGAUGAUGAAUUUUGUGAUAAAAUAUUAAUUGAUAUUUGACAUGUUCCCUCAGAUUUAUAACUUUAAUAGUUCAUGACCUUUACUUGCAAGGUCAUGCUAAAUUUAUACACUAUUUAUCUAUAAUACUUGAUCUGUUAAUUUAACAAUGCAAUGUUACUUUAAACUGUCCAUAGUAUAUCUGAAAUGAAAUAACUGCUAACUCUGUAUGAUGCUGGUUGAAUGAAGAAUAUUAUUAUCAUUUGAUUGUUUUUCAACUAUAAUAAUAAAAAAAAUGAAAAUGG
Molecule: messenger RNA, 5538 nt
Organism: Mercenaria mercenaria
Lineage: Eukaryota; Metazoa; Mollusca; Bivalvia; Venerida; Veneridae
Exons: 9
Coding region: 188-922 (244 amino acids)
Source: RefSeq, a predicted model, not a curated record